ACACAGAGGAGAGGGGGUUAGGGACGGGCCCCCAGGCCAGGCAUUCCCUCCUUCUGAGAAAGGACUGAGGCUGCGUCUGCAGUUCCCUUCCCUCCCCCCCAAAAGAGCUGGCUUCUCUAGCUGACAAAGAGAACCUGGGCUGCUGUGAAGUGAGAAAAUGACUGGGCUCUGGUGCCGUGAGUCUGGAGUGUGUCCCGAGUCAGGACUUCAGCUAAGAACAGAGAGGAGGGUGGCCUCUAAGCCAAAUUAAGGGAACAAGCUUCCUGCCUCAUCAGCCUCUCAAGCAGCUGGCACGUCACCCAGCCCAUGAUCCCCCUUAGCUGUUUGCUUUCUUGUUCCCUCUCACUUUGUGCAGUCAAUUCCAAUUUCUCUUUUUAAUGGGAAGAAUUCCCCCAUACUCAUCCCAGCCUUCACCACCUGCUGCUCCCUUAAUACACUAAUUCUUUUCAUUCUGCUAUACUGCUGGCCCUGUAGCCAGUGAAACUGAGAGCAUAUUAUUGUGAUACACUAUCAAGACAGCUUCUCUGACUAUGCCGAGAUCCCUCCCCAUUAUCAAUGGGCCUAGGAGUACCCCAGCUGGUUCUGGGGGAAAAGGGGAGCCGCCUGCCUUAUUCCAUCUUUCUCAAAGUUACCCUCCUAUCCAAAAAAUGUCAUUCAUUCAGGCCUUUAGACUAGUGCCCCGGUUAUGACGCUGGGGCCAGAAAGUAAGAGACGGCUCACCCUUGUCUGAAUAAGCCCCACCCGAGAGGAAAGCAAAUGUUUGGCUCAUCUCUUAAACACAGUGGAGGGCAGGGCUCUCCUCUGGUUUGGGGCUAAUGAAUGCCAGGUUAAUAAUAGCCAACCAUCUCAAUGGGCAAAGUUGUGCAAAGCUUGAUUUAAACCGCCUCCCUGGGAGCAGCGGAAGCUAGGGAGCCCCUUCCAGCAGCAGGUGGGAGCAAUCUGUGAUCUGAAUCGCCUCUUCUCCCACACACCUGGGGAAGCCAAAGCAGAGGGUUAGAGGGCUUUGCUCUCUGUCCCUGGGAGAAGAUGCUGUCAGGCAACAUCCUGUGGGACCUCGGGGAGGCAGAUUCCUCCUGCACCAAAGACUGAGAAAGUCUAGGGAAUAGUGUCCAUUGAAAAUGGAAGAAGGUGCUGGUUCUGCUGCCAGAUGGCUUAGGGGAAAUGCCUUUUAGCUUAACUCUAGCACUUUGACCUUUCCUUCCCCCGUGAUCACAACUCCCAAGAGAGAGACUAUCCAGGCCAGGUUUUCUACUGCUCACUUUCCAAUCCUGUUGGCCUGUGGCCUGCAAACACUACACAGUAAAGUCUGAGAGUCAAACACAGAACUAGUAAAAUGCUGCCCAGUGAGACCCUAAGGCCCAAAAUAGCACCAGAUGCCAUGAGCAAUAGAAAAGGAAGUCUUGGUUUUGUAGGCCCAGGCAGCUGGAAGGGAAAGACUUGAAAUUGUUCAUCUUGCCUCGGAGUUCAGAAUUCUAAUUUGGGAUCUUGUUCAUUCAUUCCAGCUCUGCUAGUGCCAGGAGGUUACCCCUGAAACCUUCUUUAGUAAAAUGAGGAGGAAGCACUCUCCUUCUAAGAAUGCUGACAGAACCUGUCUUGUCAGUGGGAUUGGUAAAAAACUCAAGCUAAGACCUCACUGGGCAGGAUGUUAGGCUGAACACAAAGCCAGGCGAUAUCCUUUUCCCCAAGGGGUCAAGAGAAUUAUUCCCUCAUCUAUCUCCCUGACCCCCCUCAUUCGCUAUGGAAAUUCACCAUGUGCAUGAAGUGAGCUCAUCUCUGGCUAAGGCCAGCACCUUCUCUUGGUGCACGACUGUUCCCACUAACACACCUUCUGGCUCCUUUCCCACCAUCCGUGGCUGUGGGCCUGAGUUAAUGAAUGCUUGUCAUCCGGUUAUAGAGGGUGAGUCACCUGCACUAGUAACCAGUCCCUCCUCCUCUGACAGUCAGGCCCCACUUCUGCUUUUCAGUUAACCCCCAGCUUCCUUGUAGAGCAAGAGACCCAGAAGGCAGGGCAUCCCUACAUCAAGACUCUAUUGAUCGAUGGUGAAAAAGGAAACAACACAGUGACAUAAAGCAGGCCCGCUCCAGGACUCAGCUGCUGGGGAGUCCCCAGAGGAACUUCCGACUCUCCACUACUGGCCCUGGGCGUUGGCGGGAGCGGCUGCCCCGAUCCCCACAUGCGGAUGCUGCAAUUACCCAAAAGCAUGAAACCCGACUUCCUACGUGACUGAGUCAGCUGGAAACAAAAACACACCAAGGCUGCCGCACACCAGCCCAAGCAGCCAAACCACUCAUCAGAAGCUGGGAGGCACCAGCCUCCGAGGGAACAGCCGCACACCUGCCGGUGCAGGAGCCCGAACACCCCGAGCAGGGACCCGAUUCAGUGCGGCUCAAGCCAGGCCCCCACCCCUCGAGGCCCCAGCAGACCGCUCCUGUCCAUCCCCAGAAGCUCUGCGUCUGAACCACCAGCGCGCCCACCGCCUCUCACUCCAGUAAGUGUCCUUCCCUCUGGCUCUUUUCCCCUGAGACCUCCAGGCCUGCCUGCCUAGGGCUCCAGCUCUGCCUUCUCCUCUGGGAGACAUCUUCCCACAACUUUCGGCAGCUUGUUGGCUGUCAGGCACGCUGACAGCGCGAGCAGAGACCCAGGGGGCCUCUGCCCAUAGCCCUGGGUUGUCUCCCUACGCCUUCCUAGCAGGGAUCAGCUGCUUCUGAGCCUCUGUGAGUCAGUCUAUCCCUGGGCCAAGAGGCCUCCUGAGGGCAGCCAAGGUGGCCUGCUCUUCUCGGUCCCAUGGAGACAUGGCGGAAAGGAUCUUUCCGCAACAAUUCUUUCUUCAAACGUCUGAGCCUGGGGAGACCGCGACGCCUCCGACGGCAAGGCAGCGUGCUCAGCCAAGCCAGCACUGCGGGGGGAGACCACGAGGAAUACAGUAACCGCGAGGUCAUCCGGGAGCUUCGGGGAAGGCCAGACGGCCGGCGCCUCCCUCUGUGGGGGGACGAGCAGCCCAGAUCCACACUGCUGGCCCCCCCCAAGCCCCCGCGCCUCUUUCGGGAGAGCACCAGCUGUCCCAACAUUCUCGAGCCCUCCCCCACCUAUGCUGCCGCCUACUCGGCCACCCUGCCCUCGGCCAUCUCCCUGGCUGGCACACUACAUGAGUACUCUGAGGAGGACUCCCUGGACGCCACGCCGCUGCAGGGGGCGCCUGCCGACCUGACUGACCCCUUCUUUUCCUUCAAGGUGGACCUGGGGAUUUCGCUUCUUGAGGAAGUCCUGCAGAUGCUGAGAGAGCAGUUUCCCAGGGACCCAUGGGCUUGAAGGCGAUGGUGGGAUAGGGACGGGGAUGGAGGGGGCGAGACUGAGGGGAGAGGGCUGAAUGGCUGACCAAUAAAAGCUCCACUUGGUGAGCAGGUACAAAGGGCAGGGGAGGGAGAAGAACCAGCCUGAGCCUCAUCACAGACUUGAGGAACUGGUCGUCCUCCUCCCACAGGGUGCAGUGGGGCAAGUAAGGAACGACUUCCUGGACAGAAGGAUGGAGGAAGGCCAAGGCAGGCUGAGACAGAGAAGGAGCUCCUUAGGACCACAAGACCGGACAAAGCUGGGCUCCGGCAGGGCAGAAGGGAGCAAUCUGGAGUGUGGGAGGAGUAUGGCAGGGGAAGGAACUGACAAAGGUCAGCAGGGGUUGGGGAGACCCCAAGACCAACCCUUGUGAGGUACUGAGAGCAAUGGGCAGGGGCAACAAGACCAGAACUUCAAAGGCAUCAAUCCAAUGUUCAGAACUGGGGGCUUGGAAGCUGUGGCUGCAGACUGGGUCAAGGUACUUGGCAGAAGGCUCCCUGGAAGCACCAGCAAAAUUCAGCAGAAACUAUGGGGAGGAAGUGAUUCACACUCUCUUCCUGGGAUCUAGAAAUGACGAGGGGGGAGGAAGAAUUCCUCAUCACAGUCCUGCAUGGAGGCAGUGACCACAGACUCUCAGCCAGCACUUGGCAGAACCACCACAGAGUGACUGAGGAGCUGCCAGUGCCCGCCCUGCCAAGACCCAGAGAAGCUCUCCCGGAGGAUAUCUGCCAGCUCAAAACGAGCUCCUUGGACCUGGGUCACAAGAUCCAGUUUGGGGUCAUGGCCAAGAAAUUGGGACCAAAGGCUGCAGGACAGUCCCCCUCAAAAGAUGGACUGGCCUGUGCAAUAUCCCAAACUGGCUUGUGAAGGGAAGCAAAAGAAAGCUUAAAUCCAAAUGACUUUUUCUUAUCUUGUCACCUCUCAUACCAGUGCCCUAAGCUGUGGGGUCCCUUUGUGUAUGCCAGAAAUAAAAAUGGACAACAGUGCCACAUCAAAGACCGUGGAAUAAUGUCCCUUUGUGGAAGGACCCUAGAGUUGUUUUGAAAAUCCUUUCCUUCUCCCCUUUCCCUGAGGUGUUUGGGACUGCACAGGGCCAGCUCUCUCAGGCUUGGGUUGGUAUGAGACAAGCAGAGGUAACCAACCUGGGGGCUGCCUAAGGAGGAGGGACCUCAAGGUACAACUCAGACCAACAUAGCGAGGGCAUACCCAUACAUUUACCAUGUACAAGCCCAGAGGACACCAAUGGCUGGGUACAACCUUUCUCUUCUUCUUCUUCUUCCCAUCUCCCAACCCAUCCCAAGUCCUCAGGGCAUUUCCUGAGUUUAGAUAUUCCAACUCUGUCAUCUGAUGGAAAGGUUUUAUUGCCUGUAUUACACGUAUGGAAAGGCAGCAGUAUAUUUCUAGAACCAUGGCACGGCUUCCUUUAUUCAAAACAAGGAAGACUCCUGGAAUCAGAGGAGUUCAAUGAACUUUCUUGAGCCUCUCCCCAAAAGCAAGAGUAAGAGAAAUUGGAGGGAGCAUCUGACUUCCCUCCUGGACCUCUUGCGUAUCUGGUAAGUGGGGGAGUCAAAGGCACAUUUCCCAGGGACAGAACCUUAUCUCUUACACAAAAAUCAGUUUAUUCCUCCAAUGGAGGUCUGAAGAUCCCUGGGGUAAAACCUUUUUCAUAUUCAUACUAAAUUGUUUUGAUUCCUAAUAAGGUGAAUAUAAGGAGCUACAAGCCACACAAACAAAAGCUCUUUGAGGAGAAGGGGAAAGCUCCUUGAUAGUUUUAAGAGUGAAAAGGCAUCCUAAGACCAAAAAGUUUGAAACAAGCUUCUUGAUGAGAGUCAAGGAGGCACGCUAACACAGAGGAGAAAGCAGAGAACAGGUUCCCAAAGCCUCCCCUCCCAGAAGCACUUGGUCUAAGUAUCAUCUAUCCACACAUCUAUCCAGAUGAGCCAGAGAGGAAUAUCCUUGUGCACUGAUCCCAGGAUCCCCAAAAGAUGGGACUGACAGCAUUCAAAGUAACCCAAGCAAACCACAUACAUCCUUAUCCCCUAACAUUCCCAACAUCACCGACUGCCUUUGUUAUGAAAGCUCCCAACUUUCCCCUCUAAACAGGGAGAUAGGCCUUCAGAGUAGUUAUAACCUAGCUGCUUCCCAUGCACCUAAACCAGUUCUUACUCCUGGGAAAUCCCAGUCUCAUCCCAGUAGAUCCAGUCUCACUCCUAGGGCAACUGGUGGCUGUGACAGGUACUCCAAGGGUUGUAGGCUUUCCCGUGCUGUGAACAGUAAGUACCCCAAUGCCGCCAUUUUCAUUUUGAAUUGGAUGGGAUGAGCAGACAUGAAGUCAUUAUCAUUUUCAUCAGAGAUCAAAUUAUAUGAUCUUUCCACCAAAACCAGCUUUCUUCCAAAUUCCUUUGUGACUGAUGAGGUCAUCCCCAUUCUGCCAGUCAUCCAGAUUUACAUCAGGGUCAUCUUCAAAUCCUCAUUCCAAUCACUUGUCAAAUCUUAUCAUUUCUACCUCCGCAGCAAUUCUCACAUCUGUCUCUAUUCACACAGUCACCAUUCUAGUUCAGAUACCACUCACCUCUCAUCUGCCCUACUGCAAUAGACUCCUAAAUGACUUU
Messenger RNA from Antechinus flavipes (yellow-footed antechinus), 5943 nucleotides. It is a transcript of the gene C2H15orf62, whose product is annotated as chromosome 2 C15orf62 homolog. The record is from RefSeq and is a predicted model, not a curated record. NCBI's taxonomy places the organism in Eukaryota, Metazoa, Chordata, Mammalia, Dasyuromorphia, Dasyuridae. The transcript has a single exon. Bases 2786 to 3310 code for a protein of 174 amino acids.